AUGGCAAACAAACUUGGACCAAUUGACGAAGCUUACUACACAUCUGUAGGAAAAACUGGAUGCCUCACAAGAGAAGCAGCAAGAAGAAGAAUACUCCGGAGAAUGAAAGAAACAGAACUAAAGGAUGAAAAGUCGUGUACUACAGCAUCAAAUUCCGACAGUAAACUGCCGCCAAAUAGCAAGGUUGUCGAGCCAGAGCACUUGUACCGAGGUAGUUCCGAAGAAGAAAGCAAGGACAAGGAGAGCGACUGCAAUAAAUUUGGCAGGGAUGGUCUAUUUCUGUUAUCAAAAGGAAAAAGAAAGACUAAAGAAGUAGUCGAGUGGGUCAAACGAAAGGGGCAACAAGAAAAAGAGGAAAUAGUUGAUCCUUUUGAUGACAGCGAUGGGGAUCAUAAAAAUGAAGUAAAACAGAAGAGAUCAAAGAGGAAGAAAAAGGACGACCAAAUCGACGAUUUCAUGUCAUUAAUGCCCACGAUGACGAAUGCUGUAACAAGGGCUGCUCUUGCCCACGAGAAGGCUGUAUAA
This is a messenger RNA of Actinia tenebrosa (Australian red waratah sea anemone), 525 nucleotides long. RefSeq lists its product as uncharacterized. Lineage: Eukaryota; Metazoa; Cnidaria; Anthozoa; Actiniaria; Actiniidae. The record is from RefSeq and is a predicted model, not a curated record.